Molecule: messenger RNA, 2794 nt
Organism: Mirounga angustirostris (Northern elephant seal)
Lineage: Eukaryota; Metazoa; Chordata; Mammalia; Carnivora; Phocidae
Gene: FBXL2
Product: F-box and leucine rich repeat protein 2
Exons: 12
Coding region: 857-1936 (359 amino acids)
Biological process (GO): SCF-dependent proteasomal ubiquitin-dependent protein catabolic process
Cellular component (GO): SCF ubiquitin ligase complex; cytoplasm
Molecular function (GO): protein binding
Source: RefSeq, a predicted model, not a curated record
UGAUAUGGAGGGGUUUUCACUGUUUUAUUCUGCACUUGGACUUCCAAGUCAUAAUAUUUUUUUCCCUCUAGUGACAGAGAUUUAUUAACUUAGAGAAUACUCAAGAAAGCAUAAAUAAAGCUAUUAGCAAUAUCAGAGUGUAGAUUUUCAUCUUAAGAUGUUAGCCAGGUAACAGUACAGGUGAGCCCUGCUCCUGUGAACCUGUUGUUUGAUGUGUCCUAGUGAAUUCUUAGUGCUCACAGUUCAGUGUCAAGGGUGCUAUUUUAUGAAGUGAGGAUAAUAGCAUUUUUUUUAAAGACCCAAAUGGCUUCCUUUCAGUACUUCCUUCCUUGUGGAGGCAGUGGUUGUGCAGCCUUUAGAAUCAAAUAAAUCUCUUAGAACCCUAACUCUACUCCUCACUAAAGUGUAACCUUGGCAAUUUAACCAUUUAAUUUCUUUAUUUGCAAAAUGAAGGUAUGAAUCCAGUCUGUUAAUAGUCAGGAUUCUCCAGAGAAACAAUAGGGUAUGUAUGUAUACAAAUAUAUGGAUUUAUUAUAAGGAAUUGGGUAAUGUGAUUAUGGAGACGGAGAAGUCCUAAGAUGCUGGAGACCCAGGAGAGCUGAUAUGUAGUUCCAGUCUAACCUGUGAACCAGCAGAGCCCAUGGGGUAAAUUCCAGUCUGAAAGCUGACAGGGUCCAGACCUAAGACGAGCUGAUGUUUUUCAGCCCCAGUCCAAAGGCUGGAAAGGACCAGUGUCUCAGCUCAAGCAGUCAUGCAGGGCGAGUUCCCUCUUACUCAGCUUUUUUCAUUCUAUUCAGGUCUUCAAUUGAUUGGAUGAGGCCCUCCCACUGCUACUUUACUCUCUCCACCGAUUCAAAUGGGUCGAGUGGUGGAAAAUAUCUCAAAGCGAUGUGGUGGAUUCCUGAGAAAGCUCAGCUUGCGAGGCUGCAUUGGUGUUGGGGAUUCCUCCUUGAAGACCUUUGCACAGAACUGCCGAAACAUUGAACAUUUAAACCUCAAUGGGUGCACCAAAAUCACUGACAGCACGUGUUAUAGCCUUAGCAGAUUCUGUUCCAAGCUGAAACAUCUGGAUCUGACCUCCUGUGUGUCCAUUACAAACAGCUCCUUAAAGGGGAUCAGUGAGGGCUGCCGAAACCUGGAGUACCUGAACCUCUCUUGGUGUGACCAGAUCACAAAGGAUGGCAUUGAGGCACUGGUGCGAGGCUGUCGAGGCCUGAAAGCCCUGCUCCUGAGGGGCUGCACACAGUUAGAAGAUGAAGCUCUGAAACACAUUCAGAAUUACUGCCAUGAGCUUGUGAGCCUCAACUUACAGUCCUGCUCACACAUUACAGAUGAAGGCGUGGUGCAGAUAUGCAGGGGCUGCCAUCGGCUACAGGCUCUGUGCCUUUCUGGCUGCAGCAACCUCACAGACGCCUCCCUCACAGCCCUGGCUUUGAACUGCCCGAGACUUCAGAUUUUGGAGGCUGCGCGGUGUUCCCAUUUGACUGAUGCAGGCUUUACACUUUUAGCUCGGAAUUGCCAUGACCUGGAGAAGAUGGAUCUUGAAGAAUGCAUCCUGAUCACCGACAGCACACUCAUCCAGCUCUCCGUCCACUGUCCUAAACUGCAAGCCCUGAGUCUGUCCCACUGUGAGCUCAUCACAGAUGACGGGAUCCUGCACCUGAGCAACAGCACCUGCGGUCACGAGAGGCUGCAGGUUCUGGAAUUGGACAACUGCCUCCUCAUCACCGACGUGGCCCUGGAGCACCUGGAGAACUGCCGCGGCCUGGAGCGCCUCGAGCUGUACGACUGCCAGCAGGUUACCCGCGCGGGCAUCAAGCGGAUGCGGGCUCAACUCCCUCAUGUCAAAGUCCAUGCCUACUUUGCUCCUGUCACCCCCCCGACAGCAGUGGGAGGAAGUGGACAGCGACUGUGCAGGUGUUGUGUCAUUCUCUGACGGCGGCUGCCUGAGCCCAAGGCACGAUGAGGUGUCCCUUCCUCCAGAGAAGACCUGAGUCUUCCUGACCUGCUCCACCUUCACCCAAAUCUCUUGGUUCUCCAUCGGGAAAGACAUUUACAGGUAAAAGAAUGCAGUAGGGACUGCAGUAACUCUGGUGAUAGUUUUCACCUUUAAUCUGCUACGAUGCAAUUGAAUCAAAGCCUUGUGUCUGCCAACACCCGGCAAGAGUGGUCUCAGCGCAGCCUGGACCAUGCAGGAGACCUGGAUCUCUUAAGAGGUGGGUGCCUUCUUAGGUACCAAAGUCCUGCUGUUGGCGUUGUCAGCAUUCCUCAAACAGCCCAUCAGUGUUAGCACAAAUCGAGCAGAAAGAGUAAGCUGUUGAUUUUCUACCUGAUUCUUAAGCCAGUGGCCUGCUUUAAUUCACACUGAUUUCAUUUUGAUUAGCAGGACUUUUCCACUUUGAAGAUGAAAUAGCAACUUUCUCAAAGUGACCUGUACUGCAAAUUCGUGAUGCCUGAGAGUUUUAUACGUAGACACUUAGGUGGGAGGCAAGUUAGGUUUCCAUGAGACACCAAAGAAAUGAGGACUCUGAACUGGGUGGAGCAGGGUCUUCACCUUUCUGUUUCUGUCAACUUGUCAUAUACACUUCCGGGGACCAAAAGCUAAACAAACACAACUCAGAGUCUGUGUGGCCAGACUGCAAAUAAGCUGUGGCAGGCGCUACAGCACAGAGUGCAUUUUUGUUCUAGGAGAAAAGCUAAUCAUGUCAUCUCUCACAAAAUUUGGGGGACCUUAAACAGAAUUAAGGCUUAAGUUAUCUACAAUAUAUAUAAUCAAUUAAAAAUAAUGAAUGGA